Molecule: messenger RNA, 2694 nt
Organism: Paramecium sonneborni
Lineage: Eukaryota; Ciliophora; Oligohymenophorea; Peniculida; Parameciidae
Source: the annotation of a GenBank genome assembly
AUGAGCAUUAAUAACAUUAAGGAUGUUUGCAAUAAAACAAUACAUUGUCAAAAGCAAGAUUGCUAAUAAACACAUUAAAGAAAAUAUGUUGGAUUAUGUUUAGAAUAUUUGAAAUAAAUUGAUGAUGAUGAAGAUAAAGAAUAAGAUAAUUAAUUACUAAAAUGUUCUAAUCCUAAUUGUAAAUUGUAUCAUUUUAAUUUUGAAUAAAUGAAUAUAUUGUUUUAGAUUCCUCCAAUAAAUGGUAUUUGGAUGUUUAAUUUAUGCACUCAAAAUAAUUGUAAUCUUAAUGAAUGUCAAUUUUUACAUUUAAAAUGGGCCUAAGGAGUAUGUUUGAAAUAAUUAUUCAGCAACAGAUGCAAGAGUUAAUAAUGUUAAUAAUAAAAGCGACAUAUAUCUUGGUAGGACCUUAGAGAAGAAGUUUACUAAUAAUAUAAUAUUGCCGAAAUAAAUCCAGAAAUUAUAAAUGAAUCAGGAGAAUCUUAAUAUGCAUAAAAUUUAAUAAAUAAAAAUUUAUGCAUAAAAUAUUUAAAAGGUGAAUGUCCUGAAUUGAAAUGUUCAAGAAUACACUGUUAAUGGGAAGAAAUUUAAUAUUUACGAUUUUUUCAAUAAAUUUUAUAUCCUUGUACUAAUUAAAAUAGUUAAUAUAGCUUUAUUAAUUUUAUUGAGGAAGCAUAGAAUACACAAUCUUAACUAUAAAUUCUAUGCGAAAAGGAGAAACUGAGAAAAUUAUAAAAGGAAAUCAAUUAAGCAAAUAUAAUAGAUAUUAUAUUCAUAGUAGAUUUCACAAAAUCAAUGAAAAAUUGGUUGAAAACCAUAAAAUUUUAGCUAGUCAAAAUAAUUAAUUAAUUCAGCGCAAAGAUUAAUGGAUAUGGAAUAAGAGUAGGAUUUGUUGGGUAUCGAGAUAUUUGCGAAGAAAAAGACUAAUUAAUAUAUAGAGGUUUAACUGAAAACCUUGAAGAAAUAUUUAAAUUUAUUUCAUAAUUAGAAGCUCAAGGUGGAGGAGAUUAAGCUGAAGAUGUGAUUGCUGGAUUAAAAUAAGGAUUAAAAUUAAAUAUAUCAUUACAUCCGAAUAGUAUUUUAUGUACAUUCUUAAUUGCUGAUGCUCCAUGUCAUGGUAAAUAAUAUCAUAAUGAUAAUAUUUCAGAUGAUCAAAAUGAUACUGUUGAAAAUUAAAGUUUAGAAAAUGUAAUGAAAUAAUACAAGGAUAGAAAGAAGUUUAGUUUUUUCACUUGUUUUAAAAUUAAUGAUUCAACAGAUAUAAUGUUUUAAAAAAUGUAAGAACAAUUUCCUGAAUUGAUGAUAACAAAAAAAAGUUAGCCAAACGAUUUUCCAGAACUUGUUGCAUUUGCUCUUGAAUCAUCUAUUACUUUUAGUCUUAAUCCGUAAAUUCUUCAGUAAAAAAAAUAAUAUCUAUAUACAGAAGCAAAUUUCAUUAGACCAACAAUUAUUAAUUUGGAUCUUUCAAAUAAAUAAAUAAAAAAAUCUAAAUUUUGGGAGAAUUUUUAUGAUUCUGUUGAUUAAUUUUAAAGAAGUGGUGUUUCUGCUUUAGAAAUUAAUUAAGAGCCUGAAAUAAUAUAAAAUGAUGCUCAUAGGAAUACUUGUGUAUUUAAAAUUUUUGAUGCUCAGAAUAAUAUAAUUAUGCUAGCUAAAUUAUCUAAAGAACAUGUUAAAAAAUUUAAAGAAAAUUAAUUAUCAAAAAAUGAUAUAAAAAUAGCUGAAGAAAAAGCAAAAGUUAGAUAUUAUGUUGCUGCAUAUGCAAAUGAAUUAGCUUAUAGAUUUAGAUAAAAAACCAAAGAAUUUAAAGAAAUACCUCCAAUUUUUUAUGCCUCACCUAUCCUUUAUACUUUAACUAAUCCAUUCUAUGGUGUAACAAAAUUAUAUGCAGAAACCUAUAUUGAUUCAGCAUAAUAUAAUUGGAGAAAGUAUUCAAACAAUGGUGCUUUAAGUUACCAAGAAUUUUAUUAUUAUACUUCUUUUAGUCAUUUUACUUAUGCAGAAACAGAAGGAACUCUAGUUAUAUUAGAUUUAUAAGGAUCAGAUAAUAUUUUUAGUGAUGCUUCGGCAUAAACCUUAGCAAAUAAAAUUCCAAUCUUAGAAUAAGACAAUACAAAUUAAAAAGAAAUAGGAAUUGAUAUUUUUUUAAAAUAACAACACUAAAAAUGUAGUAUUGUAUGUUAAAAACUUGGAUUAUCAAGAUAGAACUUUUAAAAUUCAAAUUAAAAUAUUGAUGAACAUAGUUGGAAUAUUUAGGAUCAAGACUAACUAUAAAUUAUAUGUGAAAAAUGUCUAUAAUUAAGAUACUAUUCUAUAAAAGAAUAUAGAUAAAAAAAAGAAGUUAAGUGUGAAAAUUGUAUAGAUUUAGAUUAAUAACCAAUAGAAGCAAUAUGUAGAUGCUGUUAAAAUUUAUUUCAUUAUGACCCAAACGAAUAUCUAUAAUCUUUAAAUUAGUAUGGUUAUUGCAAAAAGUGUAAAUCGACAUGUAUUCAAUAAUAAAAUAAAUGUCUAUACUGUUCUUUUAAAUGUUCAUUUAAGUUAAAAUAAAUUGCUCAAUCCAAUUUAUAUAUAUGCCCAAAUGGGUAUUAAUACUUAUAAACAAUCUAUUGUAGUAUUUGCUAAAUGAAAUAUUAAUUUUUAAAAAUCCUUUCAUUAUAAGAGUAUUAAACAGGGAAAUUUAUUUGUUGUCAGAAUACAUGA